AUGAAAAAAAAGGGAGGACAAUCAGACAAGGCAGUGGUGGUGAAAGCAUUCAUACAUUGUGACGGUUGCUCAGAUAAAGUUUCUAGGUGUUUGAGAGGUCUUGAAGGAGUGGAAAAUAUUGUGAUUGAUAGAGAAAAUAACAAGGUCACUGUGAAAGGAGAAGUGGUGAAAGAUCCUUUGAAGGUUUUGGAAAGACUUAAGAAGAAGUAUAGCAAAAAUGUGGAGCUACUUUCACCAAAAAUAAAGCCAGAGAAACCAAAAAAAGAAGAAAAAAAGGAAAAAGAUAAGCCUAUAAUAAAAACUGUGAUGCUUAAGAUGUAUAUAUAUUGUGAUGGCUGUGAAAAUGAUAUCAAGAGAAAAAUUGAGAAAAUGGAAGGUGUUGUUUCUGUAGCAUUGGACAAGGAAAAGUCACAAGUCACUGUUAAAGGAACAAUGGAAAAAGACCAGCUUGUAGCAUACGUUAAGAAGCAACUGAAAAAGCAUGCAUAUAUUAUAAAUGUAGACGAUAAUGAAAAAGAAAAUAAAAACAACGAGAAAUGCCAAAAUCCCGAAAUUAUAUUUAGUUACCCUCCCCAAUACUCUGCACAACAUACUUAUCCCAAUCAAACUUUCAGUGAUGAAAAUCCCUUUGCAUGUUCAAUCAUGUAA
This is a messenger RNA of Arachis ipaensis, 648 nucleotides long. Its product is annotated as Heavy metal transport/detoxification superfamily protein. Gene Ontology annotation, molecular function: metal ion binding. Lineage: Eukaryota; Viridiplantae; Streptophyta; Magnoliopsida; Fabales; Fabaceae. The record is from RefSeq and is a predicted model, not a curated record.